AUGAAUGGGAAUGUCGCUAUACUUGAUGCCGGUGCGCAAUAUUGCAAGGUCUGUUUGGUUAUUGAUAGACGAGUGCGUGAGUUAAAUGUUCAUUCAGAAAUCCUGCCCUUGGACAGUUCUUUGGAUGAUAUCUUGGAAAAAGGCUAUAAAGCUAUAAUAAUCUCUGGUGGCCCGGAAUCGGUAGUGGACAGUGAUAAUUUGGCUUUCGACCGUAAAAUACUUGAAGGUCGCUUACCUGUUCUGGGGAUAUGUUAUGGGAUGCAGCUGAUUAAUUAUCUUAGCGGUGGUAAAGUCGACAAAGCUCAUACGCGUAGAGAUGGACAAUCUACAAUCCGUUUGGACACAUCGUCUCCUCUUUUUUGCGGUCUUCAAUCCGAGGAGGUUGUGCUUUUAACCCACGAGGACCGGUGCACGGUUAUCGCUGAGGGUUUUUUAACUAUUGCGGUUCUUGAUGACUAUGUGGUUGCUAUGUCAAAACCCGAACUUAACCUUUAUGGGGUUCAGUUUCAUCCGGAAGUCGACUUAACAGCAAAAGGAAAAGAUAUACUAUCAAAUUUCUUGUUUAAAAUUGCUGGUUUUACGCCAAACUUUCGAGUGGAGGACCGCCUGGAUUCGUGUAUCGAACACCUUCAAAACGUGGUUGGAGAAAGAAAAGUUUUGUUUCUACUCAGUGGAGGUGUUGACUCAACUGUAUGCGCUGCUAUUGCACAGAAGGCUCUCAAACCGGAACAGAUUUGUGCCGUUCAUAUUAACAAUGGCUUCCUGCGGAAAAAUGAAUCUGAGUCGAUAUUGGAAGCCCUAAGCAAACUCGGUCUUAGUGUGAAGUAUGUGAAUGCCUCAUUACGCUUCUACUCUGGUGUGACCACCUAUCAAGUGCCUGUAGACACCUCAGCACUGGCGCCAGCCAGUCUCCUUUGUAAAGCAACUCAAGGAGCGAAUGCUGCUGGAGAGACUGCGGAACAUCCUAGGGCAAUGGAGGUGGACAAUAAUGAAAAUAAUGCCGAUUUGUCUCCUAAGGUCAUUCAUGGAGGAGUUGUGCCCUACCACGAGAUUCGCAACAUUCCCAUCGGUCCUCUCAACUUGCAUGUCGUCAAUCCAGAAGAAAAACGCAAGAUUAUUGGGGACGUCUUUAUUCGAGUGGCUGAAGAGACUUGGCAGGACAUGAAACUGAAUCCAGAGGAGUUCCUCUUUUGUCAAGGAACCCUGCGACCAGAUCUCAUUGAAUCAGCGUCUACAUCUGUCACCAAAAAAGCUGAUUUGAUCAAAACUCACCAUAAUGUUUCGGACCUUGUCAAGAAGCUCAGUCAAGAGGGUCGGGUGAUCGAACCCUUAGCUGAUUUCCAUAAGGAUGAGGUGCGCUCUAUUGGCCGACUGCUUGGUUUACCCGAGGAGGUUGUGGAACGUCAUCCUUUUCCCGGACCCGGUCUAGCUGUUCGUAUUCUUUGUGCCAAUGAGCCAUUUGUAGAACGUGACUUUCCGGAGACCACCAGUCUAAUCAAAAUGAUAGCGGGCUAUUCGGCAAUGUCACAGAAGGCAAAUUACUUCUACUUUCCGCACGCUCUGUUGAGUAAGAUUAAUUCUGCCAUCAAUUCAGACGAGCAGCGAAGGCUUAACGCGAUCACCGCUGGCGGGGCUCUUGCUGCUCAAAUUUUGCCCAUUCGCUCCGUCGGUGUUCAAGGUGACUGCAGGUCCUACAACUACGUUUGCGUCGUUUCGUCAGACAAGGAACCCGACUGGCGUUCUCUCUUCUUCAUAGCUCAAAUCAUUCCCCGCAUAUGUCACAAUAUAAACAGAGUGGUCUUCGCAUUUGGAUCACAGAUAAAGUUCUCGGUGAGCGACGUCACUGUGACCUACCUCCGCGAGCCGGUUAUUGAGACUCUGCGGGAGGUGGACGCGAGGGUGAACGCCGUGUUGUUGCAGGAAGGAUGCAUGCGCCGUGUGGCUCAAAUACCCGUUGUGCUUAUCCCAAUCCACUUUGACCGUGAUCCCGCCAACAUGAUGGCCGCCUCCUCCAUCCUUCGCUCGGUUGUGUUGAGGCCAUUCAUUACCUCCGACUUCAUGACGGGUCUGCCUGCUAUGCCUGGUGUUGACCUACCGCUUCAGGUUGUUGAAAAGAUAGUAAAGGCAGCCGAGGAAGUGGCCGGAAUUUCGCGCGUUCUCUACGACAUGACUGCAAAACCGCCGGCCACGAUUGAGUGGGAGUAG
Echinococcus granulosus is the source of this 2205-nucleotide messenger RNA. Its product is annotated as GMP synthase [glutamine-hydrolyzing]. The transcript has 14 exons. Gene Ontology annotation, biological process: GMP biosynthetic process. Gene Ontology annotation, cellular component: cytosol. Gene Ontology annotation, molecular function: ATP binding; GMP synthase activity; GMP synthase (glutamine-hydrolyzing) activity. The record is from RefSeq and is a predicted model, not a curated record. Bases 1 to 2205 code for a protein of 734 amino acids. NCBI's taxonomy places the organism in Eukaryota, Metazoa, Platyhelminthes, Cestoda, Cyclophyllidea, Taeniidae.